Molecule: messenger RNA, 855 nt
Organism: Dinoponera quadriceps
Lineage: Eukaryota; Metazoa; Arthropoda; Insecta; Hymenoptera; Formicidae
Product: tropomyosin-2-like
Exons: 6
Coding region: 1-855 (284 amino acids)
Biological process (GO): muscle contraction; actin filament organization
Cellular component (GO): actin filament
Molecular function (GO): actin filament binding
Source: RefSeq, a predicted model, not a curated record
AUGAACGCCAUCAAGAAGCGGCUGCAGACGCUAAAGCUCGAGAAGGAUCUCGCGAUGGACAGGGCCGAUCUUUGCGAUCAGCAGGUGAAGGAGGCGAAUCGCCGUGAGGAGAAGCUGAGGGACGAAGUGCGCGAUUUGGCGAAAAAACUGGUACAAAUGGAACACGAUCUGGAAGUGAGCAAGGCCCAGCUGAUCAAAUCGAACAGGAGCCUUGAGACGAAGGAAAGAGUCUACAUCGUGACGCAGUCGGAACUGGCGGUGCUGAACCGAAAAAUGCAGCAGUCCAUGCAGAACCUGGAGAAGUCCGAGGAGCGACGUUUGUCGGCCCAAGCGAAGCUCGCGCAGGCCAUGGAAACCGCGGAAGACGCGAAGCGCAUCUGCAAAGUCCUGAAGAACAGGAGCAAGCAGGACGAGGAGCGGAUGGACCAAUUGACGGCGCAGUUGAAAGAAGCGAGGCUCAUCGCCGAGGACGCUGACACCAAGUCGGAUGAGAUAUCGAGAAAAUUGGCGUUCGUCGAGGACGAGCUCGAGGCGGCGGAAGAAAGGGUUAAAUCGAGCGAGGCGAAAAUUGUCGAACGGGAAGACGAGCUAUUUAUCGUUGGGAACAUCUUAAAGUCUUUGGAGGUAUCAGAGGAAAAGGCUAAUCAGAGGGUGGAGGAGUUCAAAACGCAACUGAAGGAACUGAAGGUGAAACUGAAAGCCGCCGAGAAACGUGCCGUAUUCGCCGAGAAAACUGUCAAAGUAUUCGCCAAGGAAUUGGACAAGAGAGAAGAUUACCUAUUGAAGGAGAAGGAGAAGUACAAGUAUAUCUGCGACGACCUAGACUCCACGUUUUCGGAACUUACGGGUUACUGA